Molecule: messenger RNA, 986 nt
Organism: Pieris rapae (cabbage white)
Lineage: Eukaryota; Metazoa; Arthropoda; Insecta; Lepidoptera; Pieridae
Exons: 2
Coding region: 1-948 (315 amino acids)
Biological process (GO): regulation of transcription by RNA polymerase II
Cellular component (GO): nucleus; transcription regulator complex
Molecular function (GO): DNA binding
Source: RefSeq, a predicted model, not a curated record
AUGACGUCAUACUUGUUGACAAGGAUGCAGUUUGUUUCUAACACUCUUGCAAACAACACGUGUCAACCGAGAAGCAGUUUUAAAAUUAAAAUGUCUGACGUUGACGUCGAUCUGUUUAUAUCUUCGGUUCAGGAACACCGUUGUUUGUGGGAUACUAGUGACAAAACCUAUAAAGACAAAUUUAUAAAACAAGAAGCAUGGAAAAGCAUUUGUGAGAUCUUUUAUGUUGAUUACAAGGAAAAAAACUCAACCGAAAAAUCAAAACUGGGUAAUGAUUUAGUCAAGAAGUGGAAGGCCAUAAAAGAUAAUUUUGCUAAAUAUCAAAAAAAACUAAAAGAUGCCAAUCGAUCAGGAGCUGGAGCUGCAAAAAUUAAAGAAUAUCACUUGAAUAAACAAUUACAGUUUUUGAAAAAGGUUUCACAAAAUGCAACUGAUUCCAGUUUAUGUGUAGCGGAAGGAGAUAUUGAGAAUGAAAUAACGGCAUUGCCUCGUUAUAAAAGUCAACCACGAAAACGAAAGGCAGAUGAUAAGGAUGAUAUUGAAGAAGAUUUAUUGGCAAUAUUAAAAACACCGGAGAAUAGCCAUUUGCAUUUUUUCAAGGGGAUUUUACCAUCUCUACAAACGUUAAAUGAGAAUCAAACAUUGAUAUUUCAAAGUCGGGUGCUUCAAAUAUUAACGGACAUUCUUCAACCUUCAAUUCAUCAAAAUACACAUCACGGCUAUAAUCAAGAAUAUCAGCAUCAGGGUUAUAAUCAAGGAUAUUCAACUAUGAGAUACGAUAAUACGGUUCAGAGUGGCUACCACACUUCUACUCCUGGAAGUUCGAUUACUGAACAGAGGACUACCUCAUCAUCAAACCAACAACGUCCAAUAAAUUCACCAUUUUUACUGGACGAAACGUCAGCUACUUCCUAUGUUUCACAAGAUGAGGAGUUUGAUUUUUCUUAAAUUGAUCAUUACAUUUUUUAAGGCCUAUUAAAGUAUUC